AUGGCAAAAGCAAAUUCUGAAAUGAUAUCUGGCCAUUGGGGUUGUGGUUAUACUCCAAAAUUCAUGGAAAUUAAGCUGAAUGAUAAUUUCUUAUCCAGGGAAAAUUCGAAUGGGGAGGCUUCUUUUAGAAUCUUGUACUACGGUGGCGCAGCCGGUGCUGUGCCGUUCAUGUGGGAGUCUCAGCCCGGUACCCCGAAACAGUCAAUUUCGGACGCCCCUCUUCCGCCGCUUUCUCCGCCACCUUCUUAUCAAUUGAGUCCCCAAAUGAAGUCCAUGCACAAGCUUUCAAAGUCCCAUGUUUUUCACUCCAUCUUUGGUUCCAAGAAAAUGAACGUUUCAUCAUCAUUUUCAUCAUCUCCGUCUUCAUCAUCACGUUCUUCCUCGUAUUCACUGACCUCGACACCAAUGAAUAGGUCAUUUACAAGGCGGCAUUUAAGAUCAGCACCCCGUUCUGGAUUAGACGAGGAUACGGUUGACAAGGGAGCGAAUUCUCCAACCGAAACGUCGUGUUUCGGCACUGGAGAUGGAAGCUCAAGGAGAUUUGGGAGUUUUUCCCGAAUGAAGACUGUCAAGAAGGCGUUCUUGUCCAUUACCAGAAAAUUGUUUCUCACCAAGGCACUUGCUCAAGCUUUCAUCAUAAACCUAAGAGAUCUAUUACCAAAAAUACUACCUCUGCGGGAAUUAAUCCGGUAUGCUGUUGUUCAUCACCGAUGGAGUAAAGAGAAGAUCCCAAAUCUUGAAGGGGUUGGUGCAGGUUUGAACCUAAAGUCAGUUGUAAACCACUUCUGUAUACACCCUGGUGGUAGGGCAGUCAUUGAUGGAGUUGGCAAGAGUCUAGGGCUAACCGAAUACGAUCUUGAACCAGCUCGAACGACACUUCACCGCUUCGAAAACACGUCGGCCAGUGGCCUCUGGUAUGUUCUAGGCUACAUGGAGGCUAAAAGGAGACUUAAGAAGGUUGCUCAAGCUUUCAUCAUAAACCUAAGAGAUCUAUUACCAAAAAUACUACCUCUGUGGGAAUUAAUCCGGUAUGUUGUUGUUCAUCACCAAUGGAGUAAAGAAAAGAUCCCAAUUCUUGAAGGGGUUGGUGCAGGUUUGAAUCUAAAGUCUGGUGUAGACCACUUCUGUAUACACCCUGGUGGUAGGGCAGUCAUUGAUGGAGUUGGCAAGAGUCUAGGGCUAACCGAAUACGAUCUUGAACCAGCUCGAAUGACACUUCACCGCUUCGAAAACACGUCGGCCGGUGGCCUCUGGUAUGUUCUAGGCUACAUGGAGGCUAAAAGGAGACUUAAGAAGGGUGAUAGGGUUUUCAUGAUAAGUUUUGGUGCUGGUUUUAAGUGCAACAAUUGGGUGUGGCAAGUUAUGAGGGACAUGGAGGAUGCUAAUGUAUGGAAAGACUGCAUAGAAAAAUACCCUCCAGAAACCCUAAUCAAUCCUUUCCCAGAGAAGUAUUGGUGGAUCAAUGAUGAACGCUUGAGCUUUCUUAGAAUUGAAGAUAUUCGAUUUACUUUAUUUUCUAUUUAG
Molecule: messenger RNA, 1524 nt
Organism: Fraxinus pennsylvanica
Lineage: Eukaryota; Viridiplantae; Streptophyta; Magnoliopsida; Lamiales; Oleaceae
Source: the annotation of a GenBank genome assembly